Molecule: messenger RNA, 1260 nt
Organism: Ruditapes philippinarum (Manila clam)
Lineage: Eukaryota; Metazoa; Mollusca; Bivalvia; Venerida; Veneridae
Product: protein rolling stone-like
Cellular component (GO): membrane
Source: RefSeq, a predicted model, not a curated record
UGCAUUUACUAUAGAUUACGUUCCCGGUUCGGUUAUCAGUUUUAUCAUGUGUGUGACAAAUAAUUUCAUAAUAUAGUAACAUCACACCACUGUAUUCAUGGUGUUUCUAAACGCAUAUUUGUUCGUUUGAUCCUUUUAUUAGUUUACUAUUUGCUGACUUACAGACACCGGUAUUUCUAUAACCAUGGGCAGUGUUAUUCGGAAGGAAUUUAGAUGGGCACAUAUUGGUCUUUGCCAUGGCAAUCGGGAUAGCUUUGUUUUUGCUCAGUGGAAGCGGAUGCACCCAAUGUAUUUGAUCUAUAGAGUACUGACCUCCGUCUACACGAUCACGAUUUUCUCUCUUAUACUUACAAAAGAUAUGCAUGACAUCAUGGCAUAUCUCACCACAUGGACAUAUAUUCUGUUGACACUUUACUUUCUUGUUUCCGCUUUUAACGCGGUGUUUUACACGUGCAGAGGACACGAGCGCCAGCUGAGUGACGUUGAGUCUACGGCGUGUGCGUUUGACAGAUCUGAAACAAUGGCCAAGCAGUCAUAUGAUAAUAUAGCAUACGUAAAUACGGCAGCUAAUGAUCCUAUACAAAGAAGUCACAGCAAUAACAUAUCACGUGAUGCAUGCGACAGUGUAAGCAGUAUGCACGAGCCAGAGAAUCGGACGCUAGAGAACGCCAGUGUAGCAAACGAUCGUGACAUUACAAUAACGAUGAAAAUUGCGUGGGUACUCGGAAAUUCUAUACAGGUCUUUGCAAUUAUAGUCUCCCUAAUAUACUUCAUUGUUCUAUUUCCACCAAUAGGCCACACUGACUUCUGGGAUGUCAAUCUACACGGAGUUAAUUCAUUUCUUGUAAUAACUGACACGUGCCUUACGGCGAGACCUGUACGAUUGUUACACGUGUUCCAUCCAAUGCUUUACGGCGUGUGCUAUGUUAUAUUUAGUGUCAUUUAUUGGAGUUAUGACCACGUGAACAACGUGCUGUAUCCAAAUGUGUUGGACUGGAAUUACCCUGGAACCACCAUGAUAUGGGUACUUUCAUUAGCUUUUGUAGCUAUACCGUUGUUUCAAUUGAUAUACUUCGGACUUUACCGUUUGAAAUUACAUAUCUAUUAUCGUUACAUUGAAAGAAAUGUGUUGGAAUAAUAGUCGAAUGUAUGUUCACAAGUAGUUGUGAAUAGUUUUGCCCACGGUGUUAAGAAAGAAAAAGAUAUUUCAGACACUGUCCGCCAGUCGAUGUUUAAAAUACUUGUUGUGAACGUAGCUAU